Messenger RNA from Sinocyclocheilus anshuiensis, 864 nucleotides. RefSeq lists its product as uncharacterized. The record is from RefSeq and is a predicted model, not a curated record. Bases 1 to 864 code for a protein of 287 amino acids. NCBI's taxonomy places the organism in Eukaryota, Metazoa, Chordata, Actinopteri, Cypriniformes, Cyprinidae. The transcript has 5 exons.
AUGAAGAUGAAGAGAACACAAGAAGUCAGAGAAAAUAAGAUAAAUGAAGAAGAAGAGAAGCAGUGGGACAAAGCAGAGCAUUUGGAAGAAAUAAAAGCGGAUACUGAAUUACCAGAAGAGUACUAUCUUGGGCUUGAGGAUUUAUCCUGGAACCUGAACUCACUGGAGCAGUUACUGUAUAUCAGCCUGCCAGCAUGGAUACAAAGAGCUUUGCUUUGCAACCUAGAUGAGCAGUUUGGCAUCUGGACCUUUCACAACAAUAUCCUGCCAUGUCGUCUCAUAUCCUACACCCUACUGCCAUUCACUCUGCCUGCUUCAACUGUCAUCUCAUUCAUCUAUAGAUUUUUGUGCUGGGUGAAGAAAAUCCCCCACCAGGCUCUGAAUGCAGGCAGGGAAUUCAAACAGGAAGUAAUCGCACAUCUGCGGUUAGUCUUUGCGCACUUGAGAGGACUUAUGCCGAACAGAUUCCUGCUUUCGCAAAUUCUACCUUUGGUCCCCAUGCUUUCUCUGUUUCUUGCACCCUGGUCCUGUUUCCCAUCUCUUCCUUCUACUUUGCUUCCCUGUUUCUCUUUUCCUUUACUUUCUCUUGCUUUGCGUUUCCUGCCACGCCGUCUCUCCACUUCAACCUCAAAGAAGCAGCCCGAGCGCAGGAGCCAGACUCAGACUCUCUGGUCUAGACGACGAUCUCUCCUCUGCUUCCAGCUCACCGGAUCCAGCAGUUUCUGCAAAAAGACAGAUAGCAUCCUUACAGAUGCAGAGGCACAAUCUUCAGCCUUCCUCUUGCAGCUCAACGUAGAGUUGGACAGCCAUCCUGAACCCCUACAGCAGGGCUGUCCAAACUCGACAAACGUCUCUGUACUGUAG